This is a messenger RNA of Dermatophagoides farinae (American house dust mite), 1231 nucleotides long. Lineage: Eukaryota; Metazoa; Arthropoda; Arachnida; Sarcoptiformes; Pyroglyphidae. The record is from RefSeq and is a predicted model, not a curated record.
UUUGAAAAUUUUUUUUCUGUAUAAGUUUUGCCGAUAAAACCAGAUUUGAUUUAAAAUUUUUUUUUUUGUUUGAAAAAUUAAAUCGUGAUGUCAUCAUCAACAUCUGCACGUAUUAUACCGGUUGAUCAUUCAGUGAAUUAUUGGGACCGUUAUUGUGAUCCACGUACUGUGGAUUUUUGGCUCAUAUCAAAUGGACCAUGGAAAUUGGCCACUUUUACUGGUGCCUAUUUGGCCAUAGUAUUCAUUGGACAACGAUGGAUGCGUACACGUAAACCAUAUGAAUUACGUACACCAAUGUUUAUCUAUAAUAUCAUAUUGGUUACCAUUAAUGGUUAUUUUCUAUUCGAAUCAUUAUUAUGGAUAAAUUUUGGUAUACGUUUAUUUGAUUUUAAAUUUCCAUCAUCACAAGAUCGUUCCGUGAAUGCAAUGCAUAUAGUACAUAUGUUUUAUUAUUAUCAAUGGACAAAAUUUAUUGAUUAUUUUGAUACAUUUUUUUUUAUAUUACGAAAAAAAGAUCGUCAACUAACAGCAUUACAUAUUUAUCAUCAUAUUUCUGUACCGAUUAUUGGUUGGAUUUCAUCAUGGACAAAUCCAACAAUGCCAGUACUUGGCCUUUUUGCAAUGCUCAAUUGUUUUUGUCAUGUAAUCAUGUAUACAUAUUAUGCACUUUCAUCAUUUGGUGAACAUAUACAGCCAUAUCUUUGGUGGAAACAUUAUAUAACACGUAUACAAUUAACACAAUUUGCAAUAAUAGGUACAUAUGGUAUCUGUUUACAAUUAUUUCAUACUGGUUAUCCAUUAUUAUAUCGAACAUUACCAAUAUCACAGGCAAUCAUAUUUCUUUACAUGUUUGGCCAAUUCUAUAUUCGAUCCUAUUAUCGUAAUAAUAAUAAUAAUAAUCGAACGAUAAAACAAAAAAACCAAUGAUAACUGAUUGAAUGGUGAUUUUUCAAAACAAAACAAAACAAAAAAAACAUUGAUCUUUACCAUUGAUAGAUGGCGCAAAGCUUCUUAUUUAUCACACAAUAUUCUUUUUUUUUAACUUUUGGUCUCUUUAGAAUUUUUUUUUUGUUUCAAUUUGUUCUUAUAUUGUAAUUCAAGAUUUUGUUCUUCAAUCAUCAUCAAAUCCAAGACAGAAAUGACAUUUCUUCGUUUCACAAUGUUGUAUUUCGUUGUUAUUAUUAUCAUUGUGUUUGUUUUAUAUAUCGAAUAAAAUGUUAAAUUGUUGUUU